This is a messenger RNA of Rubroshorea leprosula, 1557 nucleotides long. NCBI's taxonomy places the organism in Eukaryota, Viridiplantae, Streptophyta, Magnoliopsida, Malvales, Dipterocarpaceae. The record is from the annotation of a GenBank genome assembly.
AAUUUUACCAAACGUCUUUAAUAUCCAUAGAUGCCUCUUAUUGACUUGCCUGCAUUUGAAAGUUGUCUCUACUCCUUAGCUACCUCAAUUAUAAGAAAGAGUUAGGUUUGUUAGCCGGUGUCCACAUUUUGUAUUUUCUUUUCCUGUCAAGCACGCAGCUAGUGGCAUGAGUUCCUGAACAUCAUCUGACGAAGUUUGUAAGUAUGGUUAAUUUUAUAGUUUUGGUCCUAUUGCUAGAGUACCUUUUUAAUUUAUUUUUGAAAUUUAUAUUGUACAUGAAAAACCAUAGUUGGUGAAGCUCGGUUCGAGAAGACAGGCGGUGCUUUUUUGUCUGUCCGUGUGAGACACAUGGUAUGAAGUGAUAUAUUUAAUAGGCUAAUAUGGAAAUAGUUACAUCUACAAGCGCCAUUGUCCCUGAAGUUCUCAAGGAAGAUAAUUAUGAAAGAUGGAGCAUUUUAAUGGAACACUAUUUAGUGGCUCAAGAUCUUUGGGAUGUUGUUCAAUCAAGUGAGAUACCUGGAGGAGGAAAAGAAAGGGAGUGGAUGAAAAAUAAUGCUUUAGCUCUACAUGCCAUUGGGAUUUCUUGUGGAAGAGAAGCAUUUGAUCAAAUAAAGAAUAUACGCUCCGCCAAAGAUGCUUGGGAUGAGUUGGCUGCUAAGCUGAAGCCCCCACCAAUUGUCCAAGGUGUUACUCAUGGUAUUUCUGAGCUUCACCAAGAAAAGCAAACAGAGCAUCAAGAGACCUUGCAGAAGUGUAUAUACAAUAAGCCCAUUUCCAGCGUAAGGCGGUUCUUCCGUGACAAUCCGGGUGCAAAAUCUCCACAAAUGUUACACUGUGCUCUUCAGCAUGCAAUUACUCAUGACCGCAAGGACAUGGCACGCUACCUCUAUAAGGAGAUUCCUCUUGAAUUCCUAGAGGAAGACGACCGUGGCUUCUUCCUCCUCGAGGAGUGUAUAACUAAGAAGAUGUUUGAAAUUGCAUUGGAUCUACUCAACAAUUUUCCAGAGUUGGCAUUUAAACACCCUUUAAAUUCCACUUCAAUCAUUUUGACACUUGCUCAAACACCACCCGAAUCCUUAAGUGAGCUCGGACUUUGGGGACAAUGGAUAUAUAAAUCUACCCGAGUGAAGGUCUUCCCCAUCAAACCAAGAAGUGCUGCUCCAGCUGGCAUCGUUCAGGAUAAGCUAAGGAAAUGGAUAUUUCCGGUACUAUACAAAUUUCAUCUGGUAAGCGUGGUGAUUGGACUUCUAUGUUGGCUACCUUGUUGGUUACCUGUCAGAAUGGAGGGAUUAGGCAUGCUGGUUGAGUUGUUCUUAUUAUUCAUUGUUCCGCUACUCAAACUAGAUCUACUAUACGUAUUGAUUGGAGUUCCUUUAUUGACACUUGUGCCAUCAGACAAGCCAGGUCUAUUUUGGACUCUGUUAGCAGCGUUUAUAUUUUUACUUGGUAAGCAAUAUCGUCCACUCCACUAGCUCUACUCUUUCCUUUGUUUUGUCUUAUAUUUUAAUGGGAAAAGGAAAAAGUGAGAAGUUUUGUUAUUAAAAAUAACAAAAUUUU